UAAGAAAUGGAAUCUAGUAGUUGGCAACAUUAUGCGUGAAUGACACAUUCUUCUCGUCGUUGUUCAUCUACGAAAAAAUAAAUUUCGAUAAUGGUGGACCGCUUAGUAAAUAGCGAGGCCAAUGCUCGAAGGAUUGCUAUGGUGGAGAACUGCUUCGGCAGUUCGGGGCAGCCUUUGGCAGAACAAGGCCGAGUUUUGGUGGGAGAGGGUGUCCUGACCAAGAUGUGCCGAAAGAAGCCAAAAGCUCGGCAAUUCUUCCUGUUCAAUGACAUUCUCGUGUAUGGCAACAUUGUCAUCAACAAAAAGAAAUAUAAUAAACAACAUGUCAUUCCAUUGGAGGAAGUGAAAUUGGAGUCACUUAAGGACGAAGGCCAGUUCCGUAAUGGCUGGCUGAUACGGACCGCGUCUAAAUCGUUCGCUGUAUACGCUGCCACUGCGACAGAGAAGGAAGAAUGGAUGGCCCACAUAGAGAAAUGCAUAGAAGACUUGCUCAGAAAGAGUGGCAAGCAGCCGCCUUCGGAGCACGCGGCGGUGUGGGUCCCCGACAACGAGGCUUCCAUAUGCAUGCACUGCAAGAAGACACAGUUUACCGUCAUCAACAGGAGGCACCACUGCAGGAAAUGCGGGUCGGUGGUAUGCGGGCCGUGCUCAUCGAAGAAGUUCUUACUGCGCGGCCAGAGCGACAAGCCGCUGCGUGUGUGCCUGCAGUGCUUCGACGAGCUCAGCCGCGAGCGCUCGCGCGUCAACGCGCCGCCCGCCACCAACACGCCCGUGAAACCGUCGGCGGACGCGGCUGGCUCCGGCGGCGAUUCAUCCGGGGAUGACGACAGUGACGACGAAGAUGACCGCGUCGGUGAAGAGAAGCACGACGAGCCAAAGUUCUACGGUGAUGGUGAUAAGACUGAAGACACCAACAAUCAUUCGUCCAAGGAGACCACCAAGUGAAACCACCUUAUGAAACCGCUUCCCAAUACAGGAUUUUAUUCUUUAAGUAAACUAAUCUUCAUCUGAAUUGUUUGCAGUGUUACCGCAAAACAUGAGCUGGUGAGCAUUUUAAUUUAGUUAGUUUGAAUGAGUAUAGCGCAGUGAGGGAAGGUUCCGGAAACCCCUAUACUUACAAAUCACGAAUCGUUCUGAAUACACGCCACAAAGGAAGUCUUGUGGAUUUUUACCGACUUCAAAAAAGGAGGAGGUUCUCAAUUCGACCGUAUAUUUUUUUAAUAGAACUAAUUGGCAAGUCAUAACAAUUCAAUGCGGAAUCUGCGACAACAGCGCCGCAGCUGCGGGACUUUUCGUGGCGCGGUCUCUAGAAGAAAUAAUCGUAGUCGUUGAAUUGACAAUUGUUUUUUUUUAUAUUUUAAAUAUAAUAUUGUUGCCAUAAUAUUCGUUUUCUUGAUUUUUUUUUGUGUUUUUUGGCCUGGCCUCCUUGCCAUGGCAAUGUCCUGGAUGGUCUAUGCACCCAGUUCAGACCAAAAACCACCCAAAAAAACGAAUAUGGAAAUGAUAUGUAAAAAUUCAUUCUCUCUCCCUAUUUAAGAGCUGCGCUCUUGUCGGUGGAGUAAAAAAAAAGAGACGUGGAGUAAAAUUUAUUAACUACGAUUAAUUCUGCGACGUGCCAAAAUCAGCUAACUGUAGCAUUGGUAUAGUACAUUUAUAGGCCCAAUAAAUAAAGAGGGUAAGUCUCGUAAGAAACGAACGUUCAAAAGCGGCACAAACCCGGAACCGACAUUUGAUAAUAAAAUACUGUUUAUUCACCUUAUUUAGGGAUUUACACCUCCCGCACUGCGCAGAUAAGUUGCCUGAGUUAGCUGGCACACCUUUAAAACAUUCCCCACAAAUCAAACUGUUUCUUCCACACGACGAAAUUUCUCCAGUGAUUUAGAAUAGUCACGAUCGUGGUAGCAUUGCAAACUACUCGCUUUAUAAACAAAGUUAUAUUUUUGGCACUAAAAUAUUUUCAAACCCCAAACAAUUCCAAUGGCAAUUGCGUUUUCUAAGGAUUUUUCACCACAAUGGCCUUCUAUUCUACGUUAGAUAGAAUACAAAUAAAUAAUAGAUUACUGUUGCGUUGUAAAAAAAUGGCGUGGAUUCGGGCAACCACAACCUUAAAUUUUAACUUAAUUUGACAGCACUAAAACUAGCUCCAUCUCUUUCUUAGUACGUAUUGUUAGUGAAGGACGGCACUAAUGAAAGAGCUGUCAAAUUAAAAUUAGGUUAAGCUUGUGUCCGCCCGAUUGAGCACCAAUGUAUCGAGAGAGUCGGCCUAAAUAGGUUUAUAGAAAGAUGUUUUCCAAUUUUGUAAGUGGAUGUAAAUAUCGUACUGGGAUUUUAGUAUUGGUUCGCAUGCAGCUUUAAAGUCGCUCAAACGUGAACUGAGAGCAAAUUACCCACAGGAUGAAGGGUAAAGUUUUUAUUUAACUUAAAUUAUAUUUAUUAUUACUACUUAGGCUACGAUUAUCAUGGUUCUAACGGAUGUUUUAACAUAUUAUUUAGGCUUACUUUUUAAUGUUAUUUCAAUACAUAUUUAAUAUUAUACAUGAGUUAGCAUAUUUUAUUGUGAACUUUAUGAUAGUUUAUAUUUUGCUAUUUCAAUUGUUAACUGCGGGUUGGUUUGCUGGCGAUUGAGUCUUGCUAAAUGUUGUAACGUCAAUUUGAUACUAGGCCUAAUAAAUCUUGACGUUAUAAUUUAGUUGGAUUUUCGUCGACUGUAAAUAAAUGCCGUAACAUUGUAUGUAUAUUAGGAAUUUAGUUGUAAGAGGUGCAUUGAUUAGCAUAUUUUGGAUUCCAAUAUGGAAGCCCGUUUACAAGUGACAUUUGUAGAAGAAUUUGAUAAAUAUCAAAGUUUGUCGCUGUGAAACUGAGUAGCAAAAUAUUAUUUUCCGAUGUGAAAAUUCCUUUUAAAUUAAAUUUUAUAGUUCCAAUAUUUUGGCUAAAUAUGAUAAAAUUACGAUUAUUCCUUCUUGGUACCUAACUGAUGUAAAGUAACAUGUUAACACCCUAUGUACUGUUUCUGUUAAUUCCCAAAAUAUUGCUAAGCGAAAUAUAUUAAGAUUUGUUUAAUUUUCAGUUGACAAAUAUACAAUAAUAUUUUUACAA
This is a messenger RNA of Pectinophora gossypiella (pink bollworm), 3096 nucleotides long. It is a transcript of the gene rush, whose product is annotated as pleckstrin homology domain-containing family F member 2. The coding region runs from base 91 to 945 and encodes 284 amino acids. Gene Ontology annotation, molecular function: metal ion binding; phosphatidylinositol binding. Gene Ontology annotation, cellular component: early endosome. NCBI's taxonomy places the organism in Eukaryota, Metazoa, Arthropoda, Insecta, Lepidoptera, Gelechiidae. The record is from RefSeq and is a predicted model, not a curated record. The transcript has 8 exons.